This is a messenger RNA of Acanthosepion pharaonis, 717 nucleotides long. NCBI's taxonomy places the organism in Eukaryota, Metazoa, Mollusca, Cephalopoda, Sepiida, Sepiidae. The record is from the annotation of a GenBank genome assembly.
AUGAAUUCAUAUUCUAUAAGUCUCUGUUUAUCCGAGAAGACUCAUAAAGUACUCAGGCAAUUCCCUCCCUAUUUCUUGAUAUAUAUCUAUCUCACUUUUUUUCUCUGUCUUUUUCUGUAUUUCUCUCUGUGUUUAUUUCUCUCUUUCUCUUUCUCUCUCUCUCUCUUUCUCUUUCUUUUUCUCUCUCUUUUUCUCUUAUUCUCUCUUUCUAUCUUUCUCUCUCCUUCUCUCUCUUUUUCUAUUUCCCUCUCUUUUUCACUCUUUCUUUCACUUUUCUAUUUUUCUCUCUCUUUCUCUCUCUCUCACACACACACACACAGACACACACACUCAUUCCCUAUUUUUCAAUCUUUAUCUUUCGUCUAUCACACUCUUUCUCUCUUCCAGGAAUUUUCUUUUGCCUUCUCUUUCCUUCACUUUAUUUCAGUUGUUCUCUGUCAUUCUCUCCUGCUCUUCUUUUUCUGUCUUUCCCAUCUGUCUCUCUCUCUCUCUCUCUCUCUCUCUCUCUCUCUCUCUCUCUCUCUCUCUCUCUCAAUAUAUAUAUAUAUAUAUAAAGACAUUUUUAUUCUAUUCACAUCCUAUCUAUCUAUCUAUCUAUCUAUCUAUCUAUCUAUCUAUCUAUUUAUCUAUCUAUUUCUGUGCAUGUCUAUCUACCGCAGUCUGUUCGUAUUUAUCUCCCGCUCUAUCUCGGUCUGUUCAUUAUCUAUCUAUAAAUAA